UCCUAUUGGUCAUUUAACACUUGAGGUCGAUCAGCCGAGAGUUGACGAUGCCUCCCAUAAUUGGUGGUGCACCUCCGUUGAGGGAGGUUAGGGCGCUGCAGUUUGGUAUUCUCAGUCCAGAUGAGAUUAAAGAAUUGUCGGUUACUUCAGAUGGUGGGAUUAAGUAUGCAGAGACAAUGGAGGGUGGGAAACCUAAACUUGGCGGAUUAAUGGAUCCUCGACAAGGCUGUGUAGACCGUAGUUCUAUUUGUCAAACAUGCAGUGGCAAUGUAUCAUCUUGUCCAGGACAUUUUGGUCAUGUUGAACUUGCUAAACCUGUUUUUCAUAUUGGCUUCUUAAAAAAGACAGUGAAGGUGUUAAGAUGUGUCUGCUUUUACUGCUCUAGACUUCUAGUCGAUGUACAAACAACAAAGAUUCAAGAAAUACUACGCAAAACAAAAGGUGAUAAUAGACGAAGAAUGGCUUUUAUGUAUGAAGAGUGUAAAACACGUUCUGAGUGUAUAUCCGGUGAUGAUCAAAUUCCAAAUGAUAAUGAUGUCAGUCUUAGCAACAAAGUUAAACGCUCUGGCUGUGGUCGUUUUCAACCUCGCUAUCGACGCAAUGGACUUGAGCUCACUGCUGAGUGGAAAAAAGUGAAUGAAGAAUCUCAGGAACGUAAAAUUAGUUUGACUGCUGAACGUGUUCUAGAAGUUUUCAAACGUAUAUCAGAUGAAGAUUGUAUAUCCUUAGGAUUUGAUCCACGCUAUGCACGACCUGAUUGGAUGAUAGCAACUGUCCUCCCAGUUCCGCCUUUAUGCGUUCGUCCUGCUGUUGUUAUGUAUGGAGCUACACGUAAUCAAGAUGACUUAACACACAAACUUGCUGAUAUUAUAAAAGCUAAUAAUCAACUUCGUCGAGAUGAACAGAAUGGUGCAGCAGCGCAUAUAAUUGUUGAAGAUGUUAAAAUGCUACAAUUCCAUGUAACAACAAUGGUUGACAAUGAUGUACCCGGUCUGCCUAAGGCGAUUCAGAAAUCUGGACGUCCAUUAAAGUCAAUCAAACAACGUCUUAAAGGCAAAGCUGGUCGUAUUCGUGGCAAUCUUAUGGGUAAACGUGUUGACUUCUCUGCUCGUACUGUCAUUACAGCUGAUCCAAAUCUUAACUUAGAUCAAGUUGGUGUCCCAAGAACUAUAGCUCAAAAUCUUACUUAUCCUGAAAUGGUUACACAAUUUAACAUCGAUCAUCUACAGAAACUGGUACAGAAUGGAACUCUUUAUCCUGGUGCUAAGUUUAUCGUACGUGAAAACGGGGAUCGUAUUGACUUACGAUAUCAUCCUAAAGUAUCAGAUCUUACACUUCAAGUUGGUUAUAUUGUUGAGCGGCAUAUGUUAAAUGAUGACUUCGUUAUUUUCAAUCGUCAGCCAACUUUACAUAAAAUGUCUAUGAUGUGUCAUCGGGUGAAAGUUUUACCCUGGUCUACAUUUCGUUUAAAUCUCUCUGUCACUUCACCGUAUAACGCCGAUUUCGACGGUGAUGAAAUGAACUUACAUCUUCCACAGUCUGUUGAGACCAAGGCUGAAAUAAGUCAGUUAGCCCGUGUCUCACGUUUAGUAAUUACACCACAAGCUAAUAAACCAGUAAUGGGUAUUGUCCAAGACACGUUGACUGCAGUGAAUAAAAUGACUCAACGUGAUGUAUUCUUGAAUAGGUCAGAAAUGAUGAAUCUACUCAUGUAUUUACCAACUUGGAAUGGUCGUAUGCCAAAGCCAGCAAUUUACAAACCACAGCGUUUGUGGACUGGAAAGCAGUUGUUCAGUCUCGUCAUACCCGGUCGAGUUAAUUGUAUUCGUACACACAGUACUCAUCCAGAAGAAGAAGACAUCGGUCCCUACAAAUGGAUAUCACCUGGGGACACCAAAGUUAUCGUUGAUGAUGGAGAUUUAAUCGCUGGUAUUUUAUGUAAAAAGACUCUUGGAUCCGGUGCCGGCUCUUUGAUUCAUAUUGUUGCUCUGGAGCAUCAUCAUGAUCAAGUUAAUAUGUUCUUUAAUAACAUCCAAACAGUGGUGAACAACUGGCUCUUGAUAGAAGGACAUACGAUUGGUAUUGCUGAUACAUUGUAUGAUCAGGCAACUCGUCGACAGAUUAGCGGUACUAUCACAAAAGCCAAAGAUGCUGUGUUCGAAAUUAUUGAUCAGGCUCACAAUUACGAUUUGCAGCCAACACCAGGCAACACACUUCGUCAAACCUUUGAAAACAGCGUUAAUAAAAUCCUUAAUGAUGCCCGUGAUAAAACUGGUAGUUGUGCUCAACGCUCCUUAUCCAAGUACAAUAAUUUCAAUAUUAUGGUUGUUGCUGGGUCUAAAGGUUCUCGAAUUAAUAUAUCCCAGGUCAUUGCGUGUGUGGGUCAGCAAAACGUUGAGGGUAAGAGAAUUCCUUUUGGUUUUCGUCAUCGUACUUUACCACACUUCAUCCAAGAUGAUUAUGGUCCUGAGUCUCGUGGGUUCGUGGAGAAUUCGUAUCUUGCAGGGUUAACACCCACUGAAUUUUUCUUUCAUGCAAUGGGUGGUCGAGAAGGUUUGAUUGAUACAGCUGUCAAGACUGCAGAAACAGGUUAUAUUCAACGUCGUUUGAUUAAAGCUAUGGAGUCAGUUAUGGUGAAAUAUGAUGGUACUGUUCGUAACCAAAUUAAUCAAUUAAUUCAACUUAGAUAUGGUGAAGAUGGUUUGGAUGCAACGCAUGUAGAAUUUCAGCGUCUUCCAACAUUUAAACCGUCUAAUGCUGUUUUUGAGCACAGUUUUCGUUUUGAUAUCGGGAAUGAAAGAGUACUUCGUCGAUGUAUGCCUGAAGAUGUAGUUCGAAGUCUAGCAACUGAUUCUCAAACUCAAUCUGAACUUGAUUCAGAAUGGUUACAAUUAUGCGCUGAUAGAGAAUUAUUACGAUCUGUCAUCAAAAAAACUGAUGAUUCUGUAGUUUUACCAUGCAAUAUUAAUCGACUUGUGAUGAAUGCACAAAAAAUAUUUGAAAUAGAUCCACUUUCUAAAACAAAUGUACAUCCUAGACAAGUUGUUGAGAUGGUUCGAGAAACUUGUAAGCGUCUAAUAGUCGUUGGAGGUGAUGAUCGACUAAGCAAGGAAGCCAAUGCAAAUGCUACACUUUUAUUAAGUUCAUUAGUUAGAGCAUCAUUGUGUGCAAAAAAGGUGAUUGUCGACUAUCGUCUAAGUUAUGAAGCAUUGGAUUGGGUAUUAGGUGAAGUGCGUGCACGUUUCCAACAAGCACAUAUUCAUCCAGGUGAAAUGGUUGGUGCACUAGCAGCUCAAUCACUUGGAGAACCCGCUACCCAGAUGACACUGAACACUUUCCACUACGCUGGUGUAUCUGCUAAAAACGUCACCCUCGGUGUUCCUCGUUUAAAAGAAAUAAUCAACGUGAGUAAACGACCAAAAACUCCAUCUAUGACCAUCUAUCUCACCGGUCAGGCGGCUAGAGAUGCUGAACGGACAAAAGAUGUUGUUGCCCGGUUGGAGCAUACUACUUUACGUAAGCUAGUCAACAGUACGUAUAUAUAUUAUGAUCCAGAUCCGCAAAAUAGUGUAGUUGAAGAAGAUAGAGAAUGGGUAUCAACUUAUUAUGAAUUGCCAGAUUUUGAUGUCAGUGCCAUAAGCUCUUGGAUGCUUCGUAUUGAAUUCGCCAGAAAAGGUAUGACUGGUAAAAAAUUGUCAAUGGAACAAAUCGCGGAUAAGAUAACCCGAGCUUUUGGAAAUGAUCUAAUAUGCCAUAUACCAGACGAUAACUUGAAACUAGUCAUGAGGAUUCGUAUAAUGAAUAGCGAUUUGGAAAAAGAUUUCAAGGAUGCUGAUACUACUUCUGAUAAAAUGGAAGAUGAUACUUUCCUUCGUUUUAUCGAAGCAAAUUUACUAACAGAUAUUACACUUCAAGGAAUACCUCAAAUCACAAAGGUUUACAUGCAUCUGCCAAAGACACAAGAUAAGAAACGUGUAGUAAUCAAGGAUGAUGGAAGCUUCGAUGCUGUUGCAGAGUGGAUGUUAGAAACUGAUGGUACUUGUUUAAUGAGAGUUCUAGCUGAACGAGAUGUUGACCCUGUACGCACUGUUAGCAAUGACAUAGUGGAAAUUUUUGAGGCUCUUGGAAUUGAAGCUGUAAGAAAAGCAAUAGAAUGUGAAAUGCAUCAUGUGAUAUCAUUCGAUGGUUCUUAUGUCAAUUACCGACAUCUCGCAUUGUUGUGUGAUAUUAUGACUGUGAAAGGACACCUUAUGGCAAUUACCCGACAUGGGCUUAAUCGUUUGGACACUGGUGCUUUGGCUCGCUGUAGUUUCGAAGAAACAGUUGACAUACUCAUGGAGGCAGCAGUUCAUUCUGAAUGUGAUCCAAUGGCUGGUGUUUCCGAGACAAUUAUGCUGGGUCAGCUGGCUAGAAUCGGCACAGGUUGUUUUGAUCUGCUUUUAGAUUCUGCCAAAUGUCAAGAAGCACAACCUAUACCUCUUGGUGGUGUUCUGGGGAUGGGCUUGUUUAACGCGCCAGGUUUCGAAGGUAUUGCCGCACUUGCUUCUCCUGGGAUGGGGUUAACUAUGAAUGCAGAUGGUAUACCCGUACUUGGAGACAGUGGUUAUCAUACACCGUGGGAUAGUGCUCAUUCACCUGUAGGGUCUGUGGACUCACCAACUUAUCGUGGUGGUCUUGGUGGUGCAACUGCCCCUCAUAAUGCCAUGUUCUCGCCUGCUAUGCGUUAUGAUUCUUCCUUAUCUCCUGGUCGCAGUCCUCAGCUAGAUAGCCCUCGUACUCCAGAAGCGUUUUCACCAGCUGCUUAUGUUGGCUUUAGCAGCCCUAUGUCCUUCAUGGGUACUCCACAAACUGAUUUGGGUUCACCUGGUUCCAGUCCGGGACAUUCAGGGAGUCUUAGCAGCGGAUCUUUUGGUUAUGGAGGUCCAGGAAGUCUUGGUGGUGAUAUAUUUUCACCUAUACAUAAACCAUCCUAUGCUGGAACGGGCAGUAGUUCAAGUUUCAGUGCCAGUGGAGAUAGCAAUUCGCCAACCUUUUCUUUACAACAGUCAUAUGAACCUAUGUCUGUUGGAUACACUCAACGUUCCCCACACCAUCCCAGCUUUUCAGGAUAUGGAAUGUUGUCCAGUGGAUCGCUUGGUCCAUCUAGCGAUUCUCCAGACAGUAUAAAUUACUCAUACAGUCCUAAUAGUCCAAUGCCUACAGGUGGCAGUUCGAUGAGUCGAGAUUUUAGUAGUUGGGGUGUUUUGCCUGGGUCAGAAACACCUGGAGUUUCACCUAGUUCACCUUCACCUGGUAUGAGUGCAAGCAGUUUAAGUGGAAGUCGAGCAUCCUUCUAUCCAAAUAGCCAGCCUGCGUCACCGUUAUCAUUCAAUGCUUCUCCCUCUGCUCCUCGUUACAGCCCACCUACAUUAGCUGGAAGUUCAUCAGUAGAAAGCUAUUCUCCACAAAUGACAACACCAAGUUCACCUGGUGGUGCUCCAAGUAGCAGUUUGGGUGGACCGAGUAAUUCUCCACUUUCUUAUCCAACUACUCCAAAUUAUCCAAUGUCCCAUGGAGUUAGUAGUGGUACUGGUUUGGGAUCGUCAAGCUUGUUGGGUUAUUCAGCAACUGGUUUUUCAGGAUCCACUUUGGGUACUUCUGCCUACAGUCCAUCAACUUUCCACACGCCUUCAUCUCACUAUUAUAUGACUACUCCACGACCAGGUUCACCAUCUCCAAGUCCACGAGAGUAUUAUCCAACUCCUGAUUCAAGACGAUGAGGAAUAUCUACUUUUCUUUGGAUUGUCUGUCUACAACCUUAUGUUAUAAUAUGUACAUAGAUUUACUGAAUGACGCUAAAUUUUAAAUUAUUUGUCACAGUUUAAAGUUAAAUUUAACAUUGCAACGGUUUUCAAGUUUAUAUUUUGCUUUGAUAAUAAUAAUAUUAACUCUGUCAUACAUCAGUUUAUUUUCAUAUUAUAUUAUUAAACUUUGUAAGUCUCCAUUUGAUCUUUUGUUUUACGUGAACCUUGAUGAACGUUAUAUUAUAUUGUGAGUAUAUAAGUGUAUCAUUAUAAUAGAAGAAGCAUACCUGCAUCCUAGCACUAGAGUAUCUUGAAAGAAAAUACAUUUUGCCGUCUGUUAAUCGUAUGAAAUUUGCGUACUCAGUACUCGAAUAUAAUGCCG
Trichobilharzia szidati is the source of this 6165-nucleotide messenger RNA. The record is from the annotation of a GenBank genome assembly. Lineage: Eukaryota; Metazoa; Platyhelminthes; Trematoda; Strigeidida; Schistosomatidae.